AUGGCGACCCCCUGCAGCAGCAUCAUCCAACAGCUCAUCCGUACCGAAGAAUCAGAAUUCAAGGGCAUGAUUCGUCAUAUAUCCGAUCACAACCAAGAUCAGACUAUUCCAUCCAUCACAACCAUCUCCAACCAGGCCCGAGUUUAUACUUCAUCUCUAGGCCAAUUAGACUCCCUCCCUGCAGAGCUUCUCCUCUCUGUUAUUGAUCUUCUCGAUUUCCAAUCUCUGUCCCGUCUCUCGCGAGUUUCUCUCCUGGGCAAAUAUGUCAUAGAGGAUCUGCCAGCCUAUAGGGACGUGGUUGAGCAUGCUCCCGAGGCGCUGGUCGCUUUGGGACAAACUCAUCUGUUGAGCUAUCAUCCCGCCACUCUGAUUUACUCUACUCUACGGCAGAGCAGAUGUGUCUCGUGCUUUGCUUUCGGCGGGUUUCUCCUUCUACCCACUUGUGAGAGGGUUUGUUUCGAGUGCCUGUAUGAGAACCAGUCUCUUCGAAUGACUUCUCCGGCCAUGGCGAAGCAAUGCUUCGGUCUCACAGAUCAGGAUCUCGAGCGGAUUCCUGUGAUGCACAGUGUCCCUGGUACCUUUGGUCUGAGGUUCCAGUUCGCCCAUAAACAGGUAGAGCACCUGGUUAGUGUUAAGCAGGCAAAGAAGCUUGCGCUGGAAGUACACGGCUCAGCCGAGAACCUGGCCAAGUUGAGACCGACAUAUCGCCCUGGCAGAGUAUCAAUGAAAGAUGCUGCUGUAUUCAAACACUUUCACGAAGCUUCACUGGACCCUCCAGGCUGUGAUCUGUCGAGACUGCCCAGAAAGGCUGAGGUAGUGGAGGACGACUUUGGUGGCAUGGCAUCAAUCCGGUUCCCGUAUCUUUCAGACUCUGGUACCGAGAAAGGAGUCUUGUGUCAAGGAUGCGUUGUUACGUAUAGCCAUUAUGUGCAGGGCAUGCUCCCCCAGCAUACACUCUCGCAGCUUGUCCCAGCUGAUGUUGGACCAUAUCGCCCACUUCUCGCGUUAUUGACUCGUUUGUGGUCCCAAGAAGGCUUCAGAGAGCACGUGCAUGAAUGCUAUGGUGUACGACGCCUUCUGGGUAUGUGA
Molecule: messenger RNA, 1089 nt
Organism: Fusarium coffeatum
Lineage: Eukaryota; Fungi; Ascomycota; Sordariomycetes; Hypocreales; Nectriaceae
Exons: 1
Coding region: 1-1089 (362 amino acids)
Molecular function (GO): protein binding
Source: RefSeq, a predicted model, not a curated record